AUGAGCAUGCCGUCGUACGCCAUGACGCCAUCCGCAAUAGCGCCUCCACCUCGCGAGGGCGUGGAACAGGAAUACUAUGCUGAUGCAAAUCGACGAUCUAGCGCGAGUCUGGGCGUGAACCACGUGCCAUCAUACACAAACUACCGCCCAACACCGCAACAUCAGCCUGUGUUGCAGCAGUUUCCCUAUCAACUGCAGCAACAGCACCCAUCGCAGCAGCAGCAAUACACUCGACCGCUGUCUAUGACGCACAGUAUUGCGACUGCCCCGUCGGCCUCAUUUUCAACAUGA
This is a messenger RNA of Peronospora belbahrii, 291 nucleotides long. The record is from the annotation of a GenBank genome assembly. Lineage: Eukaryota; Oomycota; Peronosporomycetes; Peronosporales; Peronosporaceae.